UCUCUCUUUUCUCAACCUCUCAACGAUAUGUCAUUAAACUGACAGCACGUAGCUAAAAUUCCGAAGCACGUGUAGUUCUUCAUACACAUCGUUCAUCCAGUUAUAUUUAUUUUUAUAUUUUAUAUGUUUGUAAAUUUGUAAUUGUUAAAUCGGUUUUACGACAUGGAAAAUGUUAAUUUUGUACCUUGUGUUUGCUUUGUUAAACGAGGCGUUGCUAAAUCAAACCCCGACAAAGUGCAGCUUUCUAAAGAAGAAUUGGCAGAAAUAAUUAAUAAAGCAAAACAGGAAAUAAACGACCAUGAAAGCGAUAGUGAACAUUCUGGUGAUGAGAUGGUAACAGAUGAUAAUAAAGUAGCAAAUGAUGACGAUACUGCGAUGCUAGAUGAUGAAUAUAAAUUAAAUGAAUAUGAUAAAGAUGAAGAAUUGCCAAGUUCAGUUUUGGGAAUCGGUAGCAUUGCUCUUAUAGGAGAUGAGGAAACAGAAUCAUAUUUUAGCAGAAGAGAUCGUGAUGGGGAUCAUGAAGAUUCUGAUUCUGAAGCGGAAGAUGACAUUAUAAAGGCUGAUGAUAAUCUAGUUCUUGUGGGCCAUGUUGAAGGAGAUGCGAGUAUCUUAGAAGUAUAUAUAUAUAAUGAGAAUGAGGGUUCAUUAUAUGUGCAUCAUGAUUUGCUAUUACCCACAUUUCCUUUGUGCAUAGAGUGGUUAGACUAUGAUCCAUCUAAUCCAAAGCCAGGAAAUUUGUGUGCAAUUGGUACGAUGGAUCCAGUCAUAGAAAUCUGGGACUUAGAUAUCAUUGAUUGUCUAGAACCGGCAUUCAAAUUAGGAAGCAAAAAGAAAAAAUAUGGUCAUAAAGAUGCUGUAUUAGAUAUUGCCUGGAAUAAAAAUUAUCAUCAUAUCUUGGCUAGCGGAUCAGCUGAUAAAACAGUAAUGUUGUGGGAUUUGGAUUCUGGUCAAGUUCAUACAACAUUCUCAAAUGCAUCAGAUAAGGUCCAAACAUUAUCUUGGCAUUCUUUGGAACAUCAAACACUUUUAGUUGGUUCUUGUGAUGGUUACGCUCGAGUUUAUGAUUGCCGACAGACUGAUGGUGUUCAUAAGUCAUGGAAAGUGUCAGGAGAAAUCGAAAAAGUUGAUUGGGAUGCUCAUAACCCUUUCUGUUUUGGUGUGAGUACAAGUGAUGGUGAGGUUCAUUAUAUUGAUUGUAGAGUUGAAAAUGCAGUGUGGAAAAUCAAAGCCCAUGAUAAAGAAGUGACAGGACUCAGCAUUUCCAAAUAUUGUCCAGGCUUGAUGAUUACUGCUUCUAGUGACAAUAUUGUAAAGACAUGGGAUACAAAGAAUGGGGUACCUCAAUUGGUCUCCGAAAAAGAUAUGAAAAUUGGUGACAUUCAAGGCAUGGCGGUUUGUCCAGAAAAUACAUUUGUUAUAGCUUGCGGAGGAGAUAAUAAAUCAAAUAAUUUUGGAGUAUGGGACCUACGUGUGCAAGAACAAGUUCAAAAUACUUUUGGAGCAAGAGAUCUAAUAGCUGUUACGAAUUAAUUUGAUAAUAGAUUUUAUGCAUUCGUUAUAUUAAAUAAAAACUGAUUAAAAUUGAAUUUUCA
Molecule: messenger RNA, 1592 nt
Organism: Ctenocephalides felis (cat flea)
Lineage: Eukaryota; Metazoa; Arthropoda; Insecta; Siphonaptera; Pulicidae
Product: periodic tryptophan protein 1 homolog
Exons: 14
Coding region: 163-1530 (455 amino acids)
Biological process (GO): rRNA processing
Cellular component (GO): nucleus
Molecular function (GO): protein binding
Source: RefSeq, a predicted model, not a curated record